CUUCGACCUUGUGGGAAACACUUGAGAAUUAUUACGAAAAGUCGCAGCAAAAGGGGGAAAGGUGGCGUGGUCGGUCCCAGUUCCGACACCCGAGCGUAUCUUUUCUCCGGCACGGCAGCAGCCGCUGCGAACCCCGAGACCCGAGACUCGUGAGCACCAGCCGCGCGGGAAGACAGGACUAACUUCAACUGAAGAUACUGGAACUUACCAAGCAGCUGAGAUUGCGAAGGUAUUUCCGUGCUCUUAGGAGAAGAGGAAAGGGGGACGAUGCCCGGCAGUGGCGAGGAUUCCGUUUAGAGUGUUUACAGUUGGAUGGUAUAAAUAAUACCUUACUCCGACACUCUCACGUACCACACUACCACCACCGCAUGACUCAAUCUACACUGAAUAGGAUGAAUUCUCCCCUUGCACAGCCAUUGACCCUGCCAUGCGGGCUGCAACUGCCCAAUCGACUUGUGAAAGCCGCGAUGGCGGAAUGCAUUGCGGAUGGGGAGGGGCUUCCGACGGGGGUACACCAUAGAGCAUAUGAGAAAUGGGGAGGGGGAGGGUGGGGAUUGAUCAUGACGGGCAACGUGCAAGUCGACCACCGAUACCUCGGCAACGCGCGCGACGUGACCACCAACCCGACCAUUGACACUGACAAGCAGCUGGCCCGCUGGCGCGCCUGGGCCAGCGCCUGCACCACGCCGCGCCACACCCCAGCGAUCGUGCAGCUCAACCACCCGGGCCGCCAAUCCCCCAUGGGCGCCGGCAGCCGCGGCCUCUGCGCGCGGAACCUCGCCCCCAGCGCCGUACCGCUGGACUUCGGCCCCGGCCUGAUGGCCCAGACGGUCAGCCGAGUGGUCUUCGGGGUCCCGCGCGCCAUGACGCAGGCCGACAUCCAGACGGUGGUGCAGCAGUUCGUGAACGCGGCGCGGUUGGCGGCGGAGGCGGGGUUCCAGGGGGUGGAGAUCCACGCGGCGCACGGCUACCUCCUCGCGCAGUUCCUGUCGGCGGACACGAAUCGCCGCACCGACGCUUACGGGGGUUCCGCUGCGCGGCGGGCCCAGCUGGUCGUUGAGAUCAUCCGCGCCGUGCGCGCGGCGACUCCGCCGCGGUUCUGCGUUGGGAUUAAACUCAACUCGGUGGAUCAUCAGUCUGCUGAGGCGCUGAAGGAGUGCGUUGAGCAGCUUCGGUUGAUUGUUGCGGCCGGGGUCGACUUUGUGGAGGUCAGUGGGGGGUCGUAUGAGAAGCCUACCAUGAUGACCAGUGAAACCAUUCAAGGACACCGACCCUCGGCUCGAACGCAAGCGCGAGAGGCCUUCUUCUUGGACUUCGCCAAGGCGAUCCGGCGCUCAUUCCCGGAAGUGCCUCUGAUGGUGACCGGGGGCUUCCGUACCCGCCAGGGAAUGAUCGACCCCUUGCAGAACGGGGACUGUGACAUGAUCGGGCUGGGUCGACCCGCGGUGCUGCAUCCGACCCUGCCCGCUGAGGUCAUCUUCAACGAGCGAGUGUCUGCCGACGAGGCACGGUUGGUCACGGAAAGAGCGCCGAUCUCGUGGGCGAACCGGUGGACUAAAUUGCCGGUCAUCGGGGCCGGGGAUGAGAGCCGGCAUUACAGUAGUCGAAUUGCAGAGUUGGGGGCUUAGGCUGAUCGGAUGAUGUGAGUAUUUUGACAGUUCAGUGUGACAAAGUUUCGGAAAAGAAGACUGAGAGUGGGGAUGAAUUUACCUGGCUUAGAGCCAUAGGGCGAUAAAUAUAGCACUAUCCUGUACUUCUAUAAUAAUUAGAUGCGGGAAGGCCGGUCAACAGCCUCGAGGGUG
Molecule: messenger RNA, 1802 nt
Organism: Aspergillus japonicus CBS 114.51
Lineage: Eukaryota; Fungi; Ascomycota; Eurotiomycetes; Eurotiales; Aspergillaceae
Product: NADH:flavin oxidoreductase/NADH oxidase family protein
Exons: 4
Coding region: 369-1628 (419 amino acids)
Molecular function (GO): FMN binding; oxidoreductase activity
Source: RefSeq, a predicted model, not a curated record